AUGAUUGUGUCAAAUGCUUGCGAGGCAAGAGCGCAUCGAGCACUAUGCAUCGCUCAUCCGAUCUUGCCAAGACACACGCCAGGGGAGACAACUCCACGAGCGCGUCCUGGGCAGCGAGUUUCGGAGAAACAGAUACUUGGGCAAUUUGUUGGUAGAGAUGUAUGGCAAAUGCGGGGAUGUAGAGAGCGCAAGGCAGGCGUUCCGAGAGCAUAUGCCCAAGCGGGGUAUAUUGUCGAGGCGCGUAAAGUCUUCGAGGAGAUGCCAACAAAAGACGAGGCAUCCUUUACCGCUAUGAUUGCGGCUCUUGGGAGGGUUGGAGAGGUGAGGGCUGCCAAGAUCAUCUUUGAUGGCAUGCCGGUGUGGAACACCAUGUCGUGGAACACCAUGCUCCAGGUAUUUUCGACGAAUUCUUAUGUGGAAGAAGCGGAGAAGAUGUUUGAAACGCUGCUGGAGAAGAAUGUUGUGUCGUGGACUGGUAUGAUCGCUGCGUGUGGUGAGCAAGGAAACCCGGAGAAAGCCAGGGGAUACUUUGACACGAUGCCUUUCUUUGAUCUUGUAGCUUGGUGUAGCAUUGUCACCGCAUAUGCCCAAAAUGCGCAUGCUGGAGAGGCCAAGUUUUUGUUCGACAUGAUGCCAGAGCACAACCUGGUCGUCUUUAAUGUCAUGGUUCUGGCUUACGCACAAAACGGAAACUUUGAUGAAGCACGCAGCAUGUUUGAGCAAAUGCCGUUCCGGGAUUCGAUCUCUUGGACUGCCAUGGGAACGGCAUAUGCGCAAAACGGGCAUCUCCAAGAAGCAUGGAAAGUGUUUGAGGUCAUGCCGGAGAAGAACUUGGUGUCCUGGAACGCUAUGAUACAAGCUGUCUCGCAAGUCGGAAGGCUGGAUGCGAUGGCCGAGCUGGGAUACUCUCGGCUGCUCAACGAUCGUAAUAGAAACCAAUGGAGGACUCUGAGAGACAAGAGCGUAGCGGAGGCUCUUGGCCACCUCUAUCUCAUGCUUCUCGAUGGCUGGGAGCCAAACGAGGUGACAUACUUGAGCUUGGUUUCCGCUUGCGGUCACGCAGGCAUGCUGAAAGACGCAUUGUCCCACUUCAAGGCAAUGGCUUUCGACCACCGCCUGCGUCCUCAAGCCGGCCACUUCAGGUCCAUUCUGGAUCUCCUGAGCCGCGCAGGGAGACUGGCCGAGGCCAAGGAUCUCAUCCAAAACAUGCCGUUUGUCCCGGAGACUCCUGCGUGGGCGACGCUACUUUCGGCUUGUGGAACACAAGGUGACUCGAGACAGGAAAGUUCUAGCGUUGCACAGAGUGUGCUCGAGAUGAGGUCCAGGAGCUGUGGAUCCUACGUUCUCAUCUCCAAUCUAUACUCCGCAAAGAAGUACGCAAGACAGUGA
Selaginella moellendorffii is the source of this 1389-nucleotide messenger RNA. Its product is annotated as pentatricopeptide repeat-containing protein At4g02750. Gene Ontology annotation, molecular function: protein binding. The record is from RefSeq and is a predicted model, not a curated record. The coding region runs from base 1 to 1389 and encodes 462 amino acids. The transcript is spliced from 2 exons. Lineage: Eukaryota; Viridiplantae; Streptophyta; Lycopodiopsida; Selaginellales; Selaginellaceae.